AGCUCGCUUAUGAGUGGGCGUUGCUUUCCAGGCGAAUGGCUAACGUGGGUGCAUCUAAACUGUAGAAUUAACGCAGUUUGACACCGCUUUAACUGCCCUGGCUCAAUGCCAUUGAAUAAUAGAUGUGAUUUGCUGAGGCACCCUCACGCUUUCACAGAGAAGGCUCAAGACCAAUGUCACAACUCCCAGGAUUGGUAACAUUGAGCAAUGGAAGUUAAGGCGGUGUCCAAACUGCGUUAAUUCUAUAGUGUAUAUGCGAUCCGUGUUACACAGGGUUGUCCUCCCUCUUCUUGUUGGAGGGAAGUGGGAAAAUUGUGUUGUCGAAGGUUUUCAUGGUCAGGUUGCUGUGAGUUUUCCGGACUGUAUGGCCAUGUGCCAGAAGCAUUCUCGCCUAACGUUUCGCCCACAUCUAUGGCAGACAUCCUCAGAGGUUGUGAGGUGGCCAGUUUCAACAUUCACAUUUUCCGCAAACAGACAAGAGUUCUUUCUCCCAACCUGGACUUUCCACAGAUGUAUAAACCCCACUUGGCUAGUUUCCAACAGACCUCACAACCUCUGAGGUGCCAUAGAUGUGGGUGAAACAUCAAGAGAGAAUGCUUCUGGAACAUGGCCAGUCAACCCGGAAAACUCACAACAACCCAGUGGAAACAUCAGUGAUGGCUGUGUGCUUUCAAGUCGCUUCUCUCCCAUGACCCAGAAAGGAAGAGUUUCUUCAGUGACCCAGGUAUCUGUUUUCCUGAUAGAAAACAGAAUGUAUUGUAUCAAAGGCAGAGCUCCAUUCUAGGGAUUGCCAUGUCACAGAAUCCUAGACUAAGAAGGAGACCUCAAAGGCCAUCCAAUCCAACCUCCUGACUUUGUUAUCCAGCAUGAAAAAGGAAUCUUGGUCUCUAAGGUGCCUUCUUUCCUUUUUUUAAACUGAGGACUUAAGAGUCAAGGAAUCCUAGAGUCAGAAGAGACCACAGGAGUCCUCCAGUUUAAUCCUCUUUGCACACAAUCAAAAUAUUGUACCUUCCGCAGAUGGCCAUCCAGACUCUGCCUAAAAACCACCAGAGAAGGAGGCUCCACCAUGCUCUGAGAAAGCAUAUUGCACUGUCCAACAGCUCUUACCAUCAGGAAAUUUUUUCUAAUGUUUCCCUGCAAUUUCAAUCCGUUACUCUAUUGUGUCCUGGAGCAGCAGAAAACAAUCCUGCUAUCUCCCCAAGGUGACAGCUUUUCCAGUAUUUACACAUGGCUACUAUCCUGUUUUCCUGAAAGUAAGACCUACCCUGAUAAUAAGCCUUAGAAUGAUUUUUCAGGAUUUUUGAGGAUGGUCAAAAUAUAAGCCCUAAUUCAAAUAAUAAACCCUAGUUAUAGUUCAUUAAAAAGUCAAUUUAAAUAGUAUCCAGGCAGUUAUAUGUAGGACCUAAUGAAUCCUUUGGAACAAAAAUUAAUAUAAGACCCUGUCUUAUUUUUGGGGAAAAAGGGUAUAUCCUCUCUCAGCCUGCUCUGGGAGUUCUGGUGAAGAAUUAGGAAGCAUGCAGAGAUCCCUCUUGUCUUGCAUCCACAUGAGGCCAUUCCCAUCGAGUGAGUUUGGGGUCCUCGCUAAGGUUAUGGUUACACCACGUAACAUGAUUUUUGUUCCUAUGUUAUAAAUGUCAUUUCUUAAUUGGUUCUAUCAUAAAAAUGUGUGGGGGGAGAUGGUGUUUUUGUGGGACAUCCUGCAGCACAUUUUGCUGUGGUUUUCAUUGAAUAUCUCAUGGAAUCUCCACCAAUUCAUAGCUUUUUCAUAGUUUGUGGCAGCCACAAAAACAAAGUUUCUGGAGUAUAACAACUCCUUUCAAAGUAAGUACUAUACAAUUAAAGAGGAAAUAACACUUUCAAAGCAGGAACAGGUUUUUUUUCCAAAUUUUGUUACGUAGUGUUAUAGUCCCCAGAGUCAAAGAACACCUCUGUGAAAGUCAGGUUAACCCUUUCAAUGAAGGGGUCCAGCAAUUUGUAUACACCGUUGGGUAUUUAUUUAUUUUUUAACAGUAUUUAUAUUCCACCCUUCUCACCCUGAAGGGGACUCACAAUGUACCCAUUCAAAGGCAACCAUUCAAUGCCAUAUGAACCUAGAGACAGACACAAAGGCAAUGUAACCUUCUCCAGCUUCCAGCUCCAUGAGGGUAUGCUCGAUUCCGGCCCCAGGGGGAGCAGCUGCUUCAUCAUCCACUGUGAUGCUGACUUCUUCAUUCCAGACACUGCUGGAUGAUUUUUAUGGUGUCGUAAAUUAGUUAAAUUAGCCUCCCCACAUAUUGGUACCUGAAUUGCCUAUGUGAUAGAUGCAACGAUCUUUCGGGUUGCUUAGGUCAACAACGAGCAGGGCUAUUUUUUAUUUUAGUGGUCAGGUGCUCACUCCAACAUGGGGUGGCCUCAAACUCAUGACCUCUUGGUCAUAGUGAUUUAUUGCUAUUAACCAGCCUGCGCCACAGCCUGGCCCCGGUAUGUGAGAUAAAGUAUGAGGCUUCCAAGGCAAGGUAUGUUUUUUUUCCCCUAAUCUAUCUAUAUUUGCAGAAAAACUUACCAGUAUGCCAAUCUUAAGUGUGUGUCACGGACACUGGGCAUUAGGAUUCACCUAUCAUCCCAUUUUGGUAAUUAAACAAAAUGUGACAUGCCUUGUUGGGUAACAGAAUGCGAGGUCUAACCUCCAGAAUAUAAAAGCUAGUAAAAGCAUUAAAUAUGAAGACAUGAAACUUACCUUGUUACAGAAGGCCUAUUUAUUAGGUAUUAUUUAUUACUAGUAAUACAAAAUCGUAUCUUUGAAUGAGGUUUGACAGUUUUGCACUUUAGCUACUGAUGCAAUAAAAGGUCUGAGUAAAGCCCACCAUACAUUUUUUUUCUCUGAAUGGAAAAAAAUUCAGAAUCAUUUAUGCUAAGAGAGGGGUAAAAGUAGCUGAGUAUACUGUGUUCUGUUCCAGAGACAUUAUAUUCUGUGUAUUUCUAUAUGCCUUUGUUUUCUAUACUGAGUUUGCAGAUUUAUCAAGAAUAAUUUGUAUUAUAUGUUAUAUAUUAGUACACAGUAAAUAAUAUGUGACCUAAAGAGCCUCUGUUUAAUCAUAAUUUCUGUACAGCAAUGCUUUUGGUAGGCGUUGAGAUCAGUCACAAGUGAUGUUAGUUGAUGGGAGAUUAGAGUAGCACCGUAGCCACUGCUCAGAAUACUGCUAGCAAAGACAGAAGGACUAUCUUAAACAAAUCUUGGACCUUAUACAUACUUGUUACAACAGUGUCUGAUACCUUUCAGGUGCAAAGGGGUUGGCAUAUUUCCCUCUUUUGCUUUUCUGCACUCAUGGCUGGGUUUGAAGAAGCAGAACCAUUGGUGCAUACGAUCCUUUGAUAGUGAGCCAUGGUCACGUGGGACUGUCCUUUGUGUGUUAUCAGCAGAGCUGUACUGUUUUGCAUCUCAGCUUUAUGAGCAGUCCCUCCCAACAGCCCACCAUUGUGUGCUUCCCAAUUACAAGUUGAGCCUCCUUUAUCUGAAAAGCUUAUGACCAAAAGUGUUCUGCAUUUUGGAAUACCUAUAAUCGCAUAUACGUAAUGGUGCUGCACAUAUGCCAUUUCAUUACUCUUUGUGCCCAUGCUAUCGUCUUUUUUCUGACCUUGUGUCUCUUGUUCAUUACUUGUGUUGUGUAAGAUGUGAGGCUGAAGAGAAACUACAAUUCUGUGAAAUGAUGGGAAACUGAAACUUUUUGCUACCAGCUUCCUUUUCUGCCUUUAAGACAGAGGCUGUGGCACUUCUGUUUGUUUGCUACCUAUAUGUUGUGCAUGAAUUUGGAGGGAGAGACUAAGGAUCUGGAAGGUGAACAAACAGAAGCGCUGCUGCCAUCUGGAACACAUCUUGCCUUGGUGGCAAAACAUUUUGAUUUUUUUUUUUGAGAUUUUUAAUUUUCCAGCGCAAAAGACACCCUUCUAAGGAACAUGCACCAGCAGAAAUCCUCUCCAGGAAACCAGCCUUGCAUUGAAGACGAAAAAGCCUCAGUUAAAGCACUGGGAAAUGGGCUUUACCAGGAAAAUAUGGAGACGGAAUGUUUUGGCAACCCUGGCAACCCUGUUAAUUUCAGCUGUGGUCUCCAGGUUGAGACAAGAGCCAGCCACUCUGGACUGUUAGCAGAGACUGGCAAGGAAGUUGGGCAUCUAAGCCCCUCCCUGAAGAAUGGGGAUGCCCAUGGCCCUGACCCAACAAAAGCGCCUCCACAGUGUCCUGGUUCUGACAUGGGGAAUGGUUCCACCUCAUUUAAUGCAACCCUUGGGCAGUUGCCUUCUCCACCUGUAGCACGGCGUUCCUUGAGUCGGUACAGUCUGAAGCUGGGCAUGGAUCGACGAAAGUCAUUGCCUUCUCCUCAUUUGGAUAUCCCUGAGCUGAGUAAAGCCAUCAGCUUGGAAUUGCCAGAGACUGAGAGAAUGGCAGCUCUGCUCCUUUCCAGUUUCCAGUAUGCUGCUCAGAAACUCAAGUGCUCCUUAAGACAGACUGAUGGCUUUAAUAGUGAAACUUUUGUACAAAAUGUCAACAUGUUAUCAGAAGAGUUGAGAUUCUGGACAAGGAAACUGCAGCUAGACGGAACUCUGCAAAAAUGCUUUGAGGAUCCCAGAGCGAGUGAGCCAGAUCCUGCAUUUGAUGCAUCGGUAUCUGUCUUGAAAGAGAAUAUGGUCAGGUUGUCUGAGGAAAGUCAGGCUUGGGAUGAAGUGCUUCACAGUUACCAGAAAUAUGCUGAGGAUGUGGCCAGGCAACUGCAGCAGUGUGAACUGAAACAAGGACCAGAAGAGCCUUCGAGCUACCUUAGGACAUCCCAGGCUAAUGUGCUUCAAACCAAACCAGAUUACCAGAAAAUAUUGGAUCAUCACGGAGAGGUCUUAUACGACAUAGAGAGAGUGCUGGAUGAAAUCAAUCAAAUAGUCAAGGUGUGUCGGGUUUAUAUGGAAGAUGUUACACAGUAUCUUCAGCAGCUAUCAGCACAACUUGCAUCAAAGACUUCCAACAGAUUCACAGACUCACCUGCCCGUAAAUUGCUCCGGCUCUUCCAGACGAAGCCAGCUCCACUUCCCCCUCCAGAUAGGUAGAGGCAGUCGUAUUCCUAUCCCAGCUGCACGCUUGGUUAUGGUCUCCCUGUUGCCGGGUUCUCAAUACUCUUUUCCUGCUGUAGCCUUUUUCUUCUGCUUUGUGUAAACUAUGCCUUGCCCCAGAGCUGGACAAAGGGAUAUUCAAAAAUAUUUGACCAAUAUGGUUUGAUCAUAUCUUUGGCUGACAAUGCCUCCAUUUUUGCAAUAAAUAAGACAAAAAUC
Molecule: messenger RNA, 5295 nt
Organism: Anolis carolinensis (green anole)
Lineage: Eukaryota; Metazoa; Chordata; Lepidosauria; Squamata; Anolidae
Gene: dsn1
Product: DSN1 component of MIS12 kinetochore complex
Exons: 12
Coding region: 3934-5073 (379 amino acids)
Biological process (GO): cell division; mitotic sister chromatid segregation
Cellular component (GO): MIS12/MIND type complex
Source: RefSeq, a predicted model, not a curated record